AUGGCGAUUCGCCCGUUCAUCUGUAAACGCGGAGCUCCGGAAGAAUUUUUUUCGGAUAACGGAACAAAUUUCAAAGGAGCAUGGAACGAGAUGUCGAAGAUAAAAAAGGAGAUUGAUCUGUCCUGCGCACAGCAAAUAACAAGUCCCAGGAUUCGGUGGAAUUUCAAUCCACCCGCGACACCCCAUAUGGGUGAAAUAUGGGAGAGGAUGGUUCGCUCGGUGAAAACAGCAUUUAAGGCGCUAGACGAUGGGAGAAAGUUGAACGAUGAAAUUCUGUUGACGACGAUAGCGGAAGCUGAAGAUAUGAUAAAUUCACGACCCUUGACAUAUGUACCACAAGAGUCUGCAGAGAUUGAAGCGCUUACACCAAACCACUUUCUUCGCGGAACAGUAAAAGCAUCUGAUAUGGCGGUAGGUGGACCUACUAGCACGGCUGAAGCACUGCGAAAUGUGUACUCACGAUCGCAGUAUCAUGCGGACAAAAUAUGGGAAAGAUGGCAUAAAGAAUACUUUCCUAGUAUUAACCAACGAACAAAAUGGCAUAGAAACUGCACACCGUUGAAUGAAGGCGAUCUAGUUUUCGUGGUUGACGGGAAAAAUCGGAAGAACUGGAUUCGUGGCAUCGUUGCAAAGACGAUAACGGGAUCUGACGGAGUAAUUCGACAGGCGAUGGUGAGAACAUCUGCUGGAGUUUUCCGACGAGCGGUGGCUAAUUUGGCUGUUAUGGAUGUUGUUAGCGGUAAAUUCGAACCUGUCCACGGAACGGUAGCGAAGUUACGGGCUGGGGAAUUGUGCCCGCCGAAGGAUGGCGUCUAA
Molecule: messenger RNA, 816 nt
Organism: Malaya genurostris
Lineage: Eukaryota; Metazoa; Arthropoda; Insecta; Diptera; Culicidae
Exons: 1
Coding region: 1-816 (271 amino acids)
Biological process (GO): DNA integration
Molecular function (GO): nucleic acid binding
Source: RefSeq, a predicted model, not a curated record